AUGCCUUCAGUCGCAUUUGAUCUUAGCCGAAAGGCAGAGAAGGGCUCUGUUACCUACUAUCUUCUGUUUGGCGUUGAAGCUGUUUCCAGACAGGAGGUUGGGUGGCCUUUUUCUUUGCUCCUUGUGAGGCGUAAAAAAAAUGGAGAAGAUGGAGAAUCAACUAUUGUUGUUGAAAAAGACCAUUUUAUGGAUGAAUUCUUCCAGCAGGUUGAGGAUCUCAGGAAUAGUAUAGCUAAAAUUGCACAAAAUGUGGAAGAAGUUAAGAAAAAGCACAGCAUUAUCCUGUCUGCACCAAAUCCUGAAGGCAGAACAAAGGAAGAACUUGAGGACCUAAACAAAGAAAUUAAGAAAAUUGCUAAUAAAGUUCGAGCCAAAUUAAAGACAAUUGAACUAAGUUUUGAACAGGAUGAGAAUGCUAAUAGAACUUCAGUGGACCUCAGGAUACGAAAAACACAGCACUCAGUAUUGUCCCGCAAGUUUGUAGAGGUCAUGACAGAAUACAAUGAGACGCAGACACUUUUUCGUGAGCGGAGUAAAGGACGAAUACAGCGACAGUUAGAAAUAACUGGAAAAACCACCACUGAUGAAGAACUGGAAGAAAUGUUAGAAAGUGGUAAUCCUUCUAUUUUCACUUUUGAUAUUAUCUCAGACUCCCAGAUUACUAGACAAGCUCUAAAUGAAAUUGAGUCCCGUCAUAAAGAUAUUAUGAAACUGGAAUCCAGUAUACGGGAACUACAUGACAUGUUUAUGGACAUGGCAAUGUUUGUUGAGACUCAGGGAGAAAUGAUCAACAACAUAGAAAAGAAUGUGAUGAAUGCAUCAGACUAUGUAGAGCAUGCUAAAGAAGAGACGAAAAAGGCGGUUAAAUAUCAAAGUAAAGCCCGAAGGAAAAAAUGGAUAAUUGUCAUUGUAUCACUGGUCUUGCUUGCGAUAAUUGCUCUAAUUAUUGGUUUAUCAGUUGGUCGGUGAUGCUUGGAUAACUUCAGCAUGCAUGCCCCUCUGCCAGCAUGGCAAAAAUGAUGUUCAUAAUUAUUUGUGUAACUGUCUUGCUUGUGAUCCUUGGAAUUAUCCUAGCAACCACGUUCUCAUAGCAAGCAUAUUCCAGGAAUUAUGAAUCUUCAGACACUCCAAAUCACAGCUACACUAAAACCAAAUACUUUAGUUUUGUGUAAGGGAUGUUUUACACCAAGUUACCAUGAUGAGCUAUCAUUAGAAAUUUAAAAAUGAAAACUCAGUGGCCCUUAAUGUUUAAUACUAUCGGAGAACUGGUCUAUUUAUGGGAUAUGGGUUUGGAUUUUCAUCCUAAACUGCAUGUGUUUGUGAGUAUGAAGCCUGUUUUUAACCAUUUUAAAAGUAAAGUGAUUUGAGAAAUCAGGUUUUGAUAUCAUAGUGUUAUGAACACAAUUUAAUUAACAAAACAUUAAAUAGUUCUAUAUUUGGCUUUACUCUUCAAUUGCUAAUAUAAAUCUAAUUACGAAUGUUAGUAGCACAUUUGUGUUCUCUUCUUAUUAGGAAAAUAAUUGAUUUUUGAACACUUUUAAUGAGUUGCUAACCAUAACUUUAAAUACAACAUUAGCUGUUCAAUCAUCUUUGUGUAUCUAGUUUUUAAAGAGAAAUAUCUUCCCCUGUGAUAAGUACUGCAUUAUUUUAUUUUCAAACUCAGUUUUCACUUAAGGAUGAUAUUAUACAACUGUUUUUAAUUCGUUGAGGAAAAACCCAGGUUCCAGAAAGGUUAUGAGGCAACCCAAAAAGAACUGAAAUGCCUCCUUUUUAUAGUGACUAUAAAAUAUAAACUGUUUUUUUAAAUCUCUCCAGAAGAUGAUUUGGAAGGUUUCACUCAACAACACUGCAGCAAGUUGCAUUAACUUAGAAUUUAAAAAAAGGCCUGGCUUUCACACAUCACUGUGAAGCUUGCUGUUCAAUUUUGUAUUAUUGAUAUUAAUUUACUGUUUUUAAAAAAGAUUUUAAGUAAUUAAUCCACAUAAUUAAGAAAAUGGCUGCAAUACUUUCCCGGCAUAAUAAUGCAAUAAUGAAUCGCAAAUAGCAUUUGAGCUUUUUAGAAAGAUAUGCACAAUAAAUUGUAUUUUAGACUAUAACACUAAAUUGACUGAUCAGUUUAGCUUUACAAUUUACGUCAGUAUGGCCAAAUCCCGUACUUCAUCUUGUUCCUCAAAGUAAAAAUCAAGCCUUAAUUUUCAAGUGUUUUGCAAAUGGUAGUCCAUGAUGAAAGCAAACAGAAACAAAUAUAUGCUUCUUUUAGUCGCAUUUUAGUUUGGGAUUUGCUAAGUGAGACACUGAUUUGUUAUGAAAUUUACUGUUGUGAAUUUAUGUAACAUGUAUGAAGUGUUUAGUGUUAAUAAUAUGCAUCAGUUAUGAUAGUUUGUAAAGUUUUAAACUUUUCAAAUGUAACCAAUAUAACUGAACUUAUUGUUACAUUUUGUACUUGUACCUUUCUGUGUAAAAUAUUUGUAAUUUGUAUUUUAAUUUCUCAUUGUUUAAAUAUAUUUGUGUAGAUAUGUUGAGACAAAUGUCAAACAAGCAUAAUGGGUGCCUUCUUAA
Messenger RNA from Alligator sinensis (Chinese alligator), 2559 nucleotides. It is a transcript of the gene STX2, whose product is annotated as syntaxin 2. Gene Ontology annotation, biological process: synaptic vesicle fusion to presynaptic active zone membrane; exocytosis; intracellular protein transport. The coding region runs from base 1 to 969 and encodes 322 amino acids. Gene Ontology annotation, molecular function: SNAP receptor activity; SNARE binding. Gene Ontology annotation, cellular component: synaptic vesicle; SNARE complex; endomembrane system. The record is from RefSeq and is a predicted model, not a curated record. Lineage: Eukaryota; Metazoa; Chordata; Crocodylia; Alligatoridae. The transcript has 11 exons.